UUCAGUUUACCGGCACUAUUUGCACGGUUCGGGUUCCUUCUAACACGUGCAGCUUGACAGACCGAUGAUGACAGGAAACGCAUCACAUGGCUGCAAUGUUGUCGUAAUUUUAAUCAGUUGCCGAUGCGCGUUGAAACGGAAGUCACGGGUCUGUGCAUAAGCAAGGAACAUGUUUCGAACCACCUGUGAAGGCAACCUGACGAGAAUUACGAUCGAAACGUUGCGUUGCGUGAAAUUCGAUAACGUGGAUACAUUAGUCUGAGUAGAUCCUCAAUCUCGUGGAUUUAUUUGCGUCAAAAUUACUAUACAUUCAGCAAACGAAUUCUGUUAAAGUUACUCAUAAGUAAAGCUACAUCUAAAGAAGUGAGAAAGUUAAUAAUGUUAAUCGGAGACGGAAUACGUUUCCUCGAGUCGCGAAUUCUCCUCAAAGUUAUAGAAGAUAAAUAUUCGUCCAAAGCUUUCUGCAAAUUAACAUUUUCACCGUCUAAUCUAUCCGAUCAAAGCAAUAAAUGGAAUUCCCGUUUUAAGUGAAGAAGUCAAUCAUUUUGCGAAAUGAUCAAAUUUUCGCUAUCUCGUUGAGAGCUUUCCACACCGUAUCGAGAUAAUUAAUGGUGAAUGUAUCACGACCAGAGACUGAUGAUGUCACUUAACAUUUCCGAAUCGGCGAAAGUGGUGGCUAUUUUAAAACAGAAAACGGUAAGCCGGAUUCGCGUCGCGAAACACCGUGGUGCUAUUGCGCACCUGCGAUUCCUAAUGGAUUUUCUCGGGCUGCAACCCAACACAAUCCGUCAUCGAAACACACGAAACUCCAAUGCCGAAAAUUGUCGCGGCACGACGGAAAGUGCUACCGACAUAAAAUUAAAAUUCCUCCUUCGAAAAUGCAAGAGAAACCGACGUAAUCGUGCUUGUACCUGUAAAUACAUAACUCAAACGGCGAGCUACCUGAUACCUCCCUCCACCUAAGUGAAAAUACAUGAUAGCGUGAACGUAUCAUGUCACGAGGAUACGUGAUAGUGGAAGAAUAUGAAAUAGUCUAAAAACGAGAAAAGAGAGAAAAAAAAACAACGAAAGAACAAGAACAAAGUGCAUUUUAAUUCCGCGCUUGAAAACAUGCUGACAACGAUGUCUACCGUCGCGUUCGAAUUGAAUUCGUCUUAUUAUACAACGGCGAUCGGGAACAGCGCGCUCGAUGGAUUCUCAGUAAUCGAGUCGGAGAAUGCUACUUCUGCGCUGUACAUGCUGCCUGCCUACAUACGAACGACUUCGAUGGUUGCUUGCAUUAUUGUGAUGAUCUUAGGGAUAGUAGGCAAUCUAAUGGUGCCGUUGGUCGUGUUACGGGGAAAAGACAUGAGGAACAGCACAAAUAUCUUCCUGGUGAAUCUGAGUGUCGCCGACCUCUGCGUGCUUGUGAUUUGUACGCCUACAGUGUUAAUCGAAAUCAAUUCUGGCCCGCAAAUCUGGCCGCUCGGCGAGCAUAUGUGUAAGGCUGUUCCAUUCGUGGAAUUGACUGUGGCUCAUGCUUCGGUUCUCACAAUUUUAGCCAUCAGCUUCGAACGGUAUUACGCAAUCUGCGAACCUUUAAGAGCGGGAUAUGUUUGCACAAAGGCAAGGGCCACCUUUCUUUGUUUCUUGGCAUGGGUGGCAGCGGCGUUGUGUACAAGUCCUAUUCUGCUUAUGGUAACCUACGAGAUAGAAGAGAACAUCGAUGGUACGUACAUACCUACUUGUACAACACCAGCUUCGACGACUUGGAUGACGGGCUUCAUUCUGACGACGAUCUUCGUGUUCUUCGUGAUCCCUUUAUUGAUCCUAAUAGUGUUAUACACGGUGAUCGCCAGACACCUGAUGGCGAAUCCGGCGAUAAGUCGUGGACCGGCGAACAAUCUGCUCAAGUAUCGCAAACAGGUGGUCAUGAUGCUGGCCACGGUGGUGCUAUGUUUUUUCCUAUGCUUGUUACCUUUCAAGGCUCUCACCCUCUGGAUCAUUAUCGUGCCGCCCAAGAUGGUUGUCUCGCUUGGAAUCGAAGGCUACUACAGUCUUUUGUAUUUCUGCAGAGUGAUGCUAUAUUUGAAUUCAGCGAUUAAUCCGAUUCUCUAUAAUUUGAUGUCGACCAAAUUCAGGGAGGGUUUCCUCAAGUUAUGCGGUUUGGGACCCGUCAAGAGGAAGAAGAAGAAAACGUCGGAUCGUACGGGUACUUAUACGACUGGGUCAACCAAUUGCAGUAGCAGUCACUCGGACUUCUGGCGAAGACACAGCAGCAAUAGAAGCUGCAAUGUGAAGGGGUCAGAAAUUCGCUAUUCCGCCGAUGGAAUCAGUGAUAAAGUUCGACGACAGAAGCAAGAUAUUGUUAAAAGUCGGCACAAAAGUGAAAUUGCAAAUUUUGUACAUAGAUCAGAAAUUAAUUAAAUUUUAAACGGUACACCUUGUUAUUGGCAUGUAUGGUGGAUAUUUUCUAUGAUGCUGGCAUCUGAGAAGAAAUACUUUCUAACGAGGUAGUUAGAUUCAAAAUACGAUUUUGGCAAAGCUAUCGUAAACUAAUGCAAAAUAGCGAAUCUUUAGCAAAAUAUUUAAAGAAUUAGAAAGCUUAUGUGCAAUUGUUGUAGAAAUAGUUAUAUAAAAAUUUUUAUUUCUUAA
Molecule: messenger RNA, 2634 nt
Organism: Acromyrmex echinatior (Panamanian leafcutter ant)
Lineage: Eukaryota; Metazoa; Arthropoda; Insecta; Hymenoptera; Formicidae
Gene: ETHR
Product: ecdysis triggering hormone receptor
Biological process (GO): G protein-coupled receptor signaling pathway
Cellular component (GO): plasma membrane
Molecular function (GO): G protein-coupled receptor activity
Source: RefSeq, a predicted model, not a curated record